GCCGCAGUCGCUGUCCCCCCGGGUUCCCCGCCCUCCAGUCCCCGGAGCCUCCGUUUCCUUCCCCCACCGCCUUCCCCAGCCAUGGAGUGCCCUCACCUCAGCUCCAGCGUCUGCAUCGUCCCGGACUCGGCCAAGUUUCCCAACGGCUCCCCGUCAUCCUGGUGCUGCAGCGUGUGCCGGUCCAACAAAAGCCCCUGGGUCUGUUUGACUUGUUCAAGUGUCCAUUGUGGAAGGUAUGUGAAUGGUCAUGCAAAAAAACAUUAUGAAGAUGCACAGAUUUCCUUAAGCAACCAUAAGAAAACAGAAAAACAAGAGAAAGUUCAACAUACUGUGUGCAUGGAUUGCAGUAGUUACAGUACAUACUGUUAUCGCUGUGAUGAUUUUGUGGUAAAUGAUACCAAGCUGGGACUGGUACAGAAAGUCAGAGAACACUUACAGAACUUGGAAAAUUCAGCCUUUACAGCGGACAGACAUAGGAAAAGGAAACUUUUGGAAAACUCAUCUCUAAACAGCAAGUUGUUAAAAGUAAAUGGAAGUACCACUGCUCUUUGUGCUACUGGCCUUCGGAAUUUGGGGAACACGUGUUUUAUGAAUGCUAUUCUUCAGUCACUCAGUAACAUUCAGCAGUUUUGCUGUUAUUUUAAAGAACUUCCAGCUGUGGAAUUACGGAAUGGGAAAACAGCAGGAAGGCGGACUUAUCACACCAGGAGCCAAGGAGAUAACAAUGUUUCCUUGGUAGAGGAGUUUAGAAAAACAUUGUGUGCUUUAUGGCAAGGCAGCCAAACUGCAUUUAGCCCAGAAUCCUUAUUUUAUGUUGUUUGGAAAAUCAUGCCAAAUUUUAGGGGUUAUCAACAGCAGGAUGCCCAUGAAUUUAUGCGCUAUCUUCUGGACCAUCUACACUUGGAACUCCAGGGAGGCUUCAAUGGUGUUUCUAGAUCAGUAAUUCUGCAAGAGAAUUCUAGUCUUUCUGCAAGUAACAAAUGUUGCAUAAAUGGAGCAUCUACAGUUGUCACAGCUAUAUUCGGAGGCAUUCUUCAAAAUGAAGUUAACUGCUUAAUAUGUGGGACAGAAUCUAGAAAAUUUGAUCCAUUUCUUGACCUUUCAUUAGAUAUUCCCAGUCAGUUCAGAAACAAGCGUUCUAAGAACCAAGAAAAUGGGCCAUUGUGUUCACUUCGAGAUUGUCUUCGUAGUUUUACAGACUUGGAAGAACUUGAUGAGACAGAACUGUAUAUGUGCCACAAAUGCAAAAAGAAACAGAAAUCCACCAAAAAAUUUUGGAUUCAAAAAUUACCAAAGGUGCUAUGCUUACACUUGAAAAGAUUUCAUUGGACAGCAUAUCUAAGAAACAAGGUUGAUACAUAUGUAGAAUUUCCCCUGAGAGGCCUAGACAUGAAAUGCUACUUAUUGGAGCCUGAGAAUAGUGGUCCAGAAAGCUGUCUCUAUGACCUUGCUGCAGUUGUUGUGCAUCAUGGUUCAGGUGUUGGUUCUGGACAUUACACAGCUUAUGCAACUCAUGAAGGUCGCUGGUUCCAUUUCAAUGACAGCACCGUAACACUGACCGAUGAGGAGACUGUGGUAAAGGCCAAGGCCUACAUCCUCUUCUAUGUGGAACGCCAGGCCCGAUCUGGCUCUGAGAAACUCUGAUUCCCGCCUUCGUUAUCCUUCAUCAAGUCCACCGGACAAAACAUUUCCAAUUUUCCACAAAUACUUGAUCCAAGACUAUUAAUUUCA
Molecule: messenger RNA, 1731 nt
Organism: Gracilinanus agilis (Agile Gracile Mouse Opossum)
Lineage: Eukaryota; Metazoa; Chordata; Mammalia; Didelphimorphia; Didelphidae
Gene: USP3
Product: ubiquitin specific peptidase 3
Exons: 15
Coding region: 82-1644 (520 amino acids)
Biological process (GO): protein deubiquitination
Cellular component (GO): cytoplasm
Molecular function (GO): cysteine-type deubiquitinase activity; zinc ion binding
Source: RefSeq, a predicted model, not a curated record